CAACAGACUGGACGUGCCGUGCACUUAAACUUAAGAUUUUCUCUCAAACGACUCUUCCUUUGAAUGUCCUAGUUUAAUGAAUUCAUUAUUCUAUCAAUGAUUAUUAUUCGAGUUUAUUUUUCUUGGAAUCGUGACUCGCUGCUAUCCACGAUUAUAGUGAUCAAAUCUUCAAUUGAAAUUGUAGUAAUCGAUACGAUUUAUGUACCGAAAAGAAAAUCGACAGUAUUUUUGUCAUGUUUUGAAAAUGUUUUUUAGCUAGUAACGUUAAUUUCAUUCGUUUUCUCAUCGGAGACGAUGAUUCGGUGCAACAAUUUGGAACAAAAUUUUAAACGAUAACGAAAUUCUCAUCGUAUUUUGAGGUGGUUAAAUUUUUGUAAGCAAACUAAAUCUACGAGUGAAAUCAAACGUCCUUUUAUUGAAGGGAUAAAAAUAGCUGGUCAGCAAACCUGUAUGUGAUUAAAUAAAAAAUCGACGAAAUGACGAAUUCAUAUGUGCAUUUGCUCAUCGGAUUAUUAACUUGUGUUUCGGGUGAGAGUAAGAAUAUCUUCAGGAUCGAUCCGAGCUUGGAGCAUGGGGAUUUCUCGAAUUUGGAAUAUGCUGUCGAGGAUGUGAACGUGCUGCCAAUAUUAUCUCGAGAUUUGACGUUACUAGAGCGUGCGAUUGAUUCAAUUGACGAUGGAAAAUGUCGGGAUCACAGUAGGCUGAUGUUCGAUGGAUUAAAAAACUUGACAACGUGGGCAGUGAAGUUUUACGAUUCUUCGGGGAAGUUUCCUGAGGGUGUUUUCGGGGGUUCCUUAUAUCAGUUAGGAAACUUCGACGAGUGUCUUGAAAUUGGGGAACAAAGUUCUUACCACGAAGACGAAGCACCUGUGGGUAUAAAAGGACAGUAUUGUUUGGGUGAAGUCGAAAUUUUCGUACCCGACAAUUAUUUGAAAAAGAAAGGAUCGGUUUGGACGAAUUUCCGUCGCGCUAAAGAGCGUCACGAGGAAACGAUUGAUAAACUUCAUCUUGGAAUUUGCGUACCAGCAUCGUGCUCGUAUUACGAAGUCGAACGCGUUAUAGAACGAGUCCUCGCUGUUGCAUUCAGUGGCUCAAAAAUUCGACUCGAUUUCAAAAUACCCGAGACACAAUGCUACAAAAAUCAACCACUCGUCACCGAUACACUUGACAUUGUUUACAUGAGCAUUAUAUCUGUGAUUGCUUCAACGAUCGUAGUUGGAACGAUAUUUCACAUGGCAUAUUUGAAAAACAAAAGCGCUUUACCGCGUGGCGUUGUGCCGGAAGUACUAAUAGCUUUUUCUCUAAUAUCGAACUUGAAAAAACUCUGCGGUCCAGCGAACGAGGAUGGCUUGAAUCUUGAUUGCAUAUCGGGAAUAAAAUUCAUCUCGAUGCUGCUCAUAGUCGCUGGCCAUACACUCGUAUUCGUCGUCAGUGGACCAGUACUUAAUAAAACAUUUUGGGAACAGGCAAUUGGAAAAGUGGAAAAUUCAGUUUUCCUCAAUAACCCACUCCUCGUUGACACAUUCUUGUUCCUGAGUGGUUUUCUCCUCUGUCGUUUGCUGUUGCGUGAACUCGACAAAAGAAAAUCGAUUAAUUUCUUAUUUUUGUACAUUUUUCGGUACAUCAGGUUAACACCUGCUUACAUGGUGAUGGUUGGAUUGUACCUUACGUGGUUGCCAAGAUUGAGUUCCGGGCCGCUCUGGUUUCAUAUGCAAGAAGAGAAGGAGCGGUGCAGAGCCUCUUGGUGGGCAAAUAUUCUUUACGUCAACAAUUACGUCAACACUGAUAACUUGUGCAUGUUCCAGUCCUGGUACUUGUCAGUGGACACUCAGCUCUUCAUUCUAGCCCCAGCAAUUAUUUAUCCACUCUGGAAAUGGCGUCGUCCUGGAGAGUUUAUUUUAACCGGAGCUACAGCACUCUCAAUGGGCGUGCCCUUCAUAGUGACCCUUUUAAAUAAUCUGGAUCCCACUUUGAUGAUCUACACAACUGAAAUACGGGAUAUAUCGACCAACGAGUAUUUCAAAAAUAGCUACAUAAAGACUCACAUGAGAGCGAGCGCCUAUUGUUUUGGUCUUAUUUACGGAUACGUACUUUAUCGCAUCCAGUCAUCGGAUUAUCGAUUAUCUCCGAACACUGUGAGAAUAGGUUGGAUAGCUGCAAGCUUGUCGCUACUUGCCUCGAUGUGUUCGAUCAGUCUGUUCUACGGUCCUAGAAAAAAUUUCACCCCACUCGAGGCCGCAAUUUAUUCAUCACUCCAUCGAGCCCUUUGGAGCGCAGGUACAGGUUGGGUGCUGCUGGCCUGCAUGACCGACAAUUCCGGGCCUGUUAAAAAUUUCUUAAGAUGGCGACCGUUUGUCCCGCUGAGUCGGCUGACUUAUUCGGCUUAUCUGAUGAACGGGUUGGUCGAAUUGCAUUCAAUGUCGACAGCGAGAACUCCUCAACACCUGGACAAAAUGGAUUUGUUCAGUAAAGUUCUGUCUCACGUCAUGCUGACUUUCAUCGGUGCCGUUUUCCUGUCGACGAUGUUUGAAUCGCCAAUCCUUGGUUUCGAGAAAAUAUUUCAUCGACCUCAUUCGAAAUCCGUUAAGAACCCCGAGAAAUGUGAGGACACACUAACGACCGAAGCCUAGAGAUUAAAGGGGAAACAAAUUUUUUUACGCAUUAGUCCCUACCGGUACAGUAAUAACUAUAAUAAUAAUGCCAAUAACAAUAACAAUAAGCGAACGCAUGACGAAGUACAAUCAUUGAAUAAUUUAUUAAUUUAUGUAACAAUAAAAUGACAAGUGAUAAAAUAAAUCUCGAAGUUCAGGUC
Molecule: messenger RNA, 2812 nt
Organism: Venturia canescens
Lineage: Eukaryota; Metazoa; Arthropoda; Insecta; Hymenoptera; Ichneumonidae
Product: nose resistant to fluoxetine protein 6-like
Exons: 10
Coding region: 477-2630 (717 amino acids)
Molecular function (GO): acyltransferase activity, transferring groups other than amino-acyl groups
Source: RefSeq, a predicted model, not a curated record